CCUCCCAUGGGUGUUUCGUUCCAAGUCAAACAAAGAAGAACUCGUGUUGGGAGGCGGCCGUCGAGCUGGCAACCUCUUUCUCAUCCUCCUCAAGGAACCCGGACGGAGUUCGUCCAUCUCAAGGAAGAGGAGAGAGAGCGAGAGAGAAGUGGAAAGAUGUGUCCCCUGAGAGUGCUGCUCAUCCUUUUGUCAGCAACCUUGGCUGGUUUCUUCGUGCUGAGAAACCUCAAGCCCCAGCCGGAACUCAACGAAGAGCGCCAGGAAGAAGACUCCCCAGAAGAACCCCUUUCCCUUACCACCAAAGUUGGAUCGGCCAUCAGCACAGGGUUCUGGACCUGCGUCGACAUGGCUAGUGGGAGGUACUUGUGGAGGAUUCUGAUGACCCCUUCUGCGGCCGGCAAGGAGAAGAAGGCUUGCUGAUCUGUCUGUGGGAAGAGGUUCCUAUUGCCUCUUUCCUUUUACCUUUCUGUGUUUGUUUGGAACAGAGAAGACUAGUGAUUGUUGAGUUUUCAUACAUGGGGGAUCUUGCAAUAAGCAAUGCUUUAAAUUGUAACUGAACUGAAUGAAAUCCAGGAAGCUUUUGAGA
Messenger RNA from Musa acuminata subsp. malaccensis (wild Malaysian banana), 586 nucleotides. NCBI's taxonomy places the organism in Eukaryota, Viridiplantae, Streptophyta, Magnoliopsida, Zingiberales, Musaceae. The record is from RefSeq and is a predicted model, not a curated record.